Molecule: messenger RNA, 312 nt
Organism: Fulvia fulva
Lineage: Eukaryota; Fungi; Ascomycota; Dothideomycetes; Mycosphaerellales; Mycosphaerellaceae
Product: Decarboxylase orsB
Exons: 1
Coding region: 1-312 (103 amino acids)
Biological process (GO): secondary metabolic process
Cellular component (GO): cytoplasm; cytosol
Molecular function (GO): carboxy-lyase activity; hydrolase activity
Source: RefSeq, a predicted model, not a curated record
AUGGCCGCCAACCCUUCUCGCUUCAGCGGCUUUGCAGCGUUGCCCAUGGCAUUCCCAAAGGAAGCAGCAGUGGAACCCGAGCGAGCCGUGAAAGAUCUCGGCCUGGUCGGCGCGAUGAUCGAUAACCACCUAAUGGACGGGACGUACUAUGAUAACGAGACUUUCUGGCCCGUCUUCGAGACAGCAGAGCGUCUAGACGUACCAAUCUAUCUCCACCCAUCCCCUCCAUCUCCAGCCGCAUUACAGCAACAAUUCGCCGGAAACUACCCCACAAGCAUCGUCGGCCGCCUAGGAGCCUCCGCCUGGGGCUGA